CCGGGCGACCUACAUUCUCGCGCAGCUGCCUUCAACCCCCGACGGCACCCCACCCUGCCGUCGCCGAGGAGGAGGAGGAGGAGGAUGAUGCUGCGUCGGGGCUCGGCGGCGAAGAGGUUAAGGCGGCCGCCUCCCUGUGCCCGCGCCCCUCCUUCCUCCUCCUCUUCCCGCUCCACCACCAUGUAGGCAAGCGGGCCCCCUUCCCCUUUUCGCAUGGAGCAGCUUCCUUGACGUCAGACCUAUGAAUAUUGCACGAAGAAGCCGGCUGGCGAGAGCGACGGCUGGCGGCAGCGCUCGAUGUAGGCAAGGCGGGCCCUUCGCCGGAGGGGAGUGCGCCGGGCACGAGGAGGCGCUGAUCGCCGCCGCCGCUUUGGAGAAGGAGGCCGCCCGGCGCCUGCUGGCCGACAGGGGAGCCGGAGGAGUAGCGGCAGGCCGGCCGGCCAGCGCCGGUGGUGGCUUUGCCGGUGGCGGUGGCGCCGACGGCCAAGCGGGCUUCUUGCUGCUGCUGCCGCCCCGAGAGGAGGAGGUUGUGGGCUGCGCGCUGCUCCCGCACCGGGAGGUGGCCCCGGGGGGAUGUGACAUCAGCGCCGCCGCCGCCAGGCAGUGGGGCAGGAGAGGGGGACGGCUGCCCGGCAGCGCCGCCGCCGCCGCGGUCGCGCACUCGCUGCCGCCCGCUCCGGCUGCGCGUCUCCUGCCCGCGCCGUCCAGCAUGUCUUCGAAAGAGAGGCAGAAAAGCAAAGUGGUCAAGGAGAGCGUCACGCUGUUGCCUUGUUUUUAUUUCGUCGAGUUGCCCAUACUGGCCUCCUCUGUGGUUAGCCUCUACUUCCUUGAGCUGACGGAUGUCUUCAAGCCGGUUCACUCUGGAUUCAGUUGCUAUGACAGGAGUCUUAGUAUGCCAUACAUCGAACCUUCACAAGAGGCUGUUCCUUUCCUGAUGUUGCUCAGCUUGGCUUUUGCGGCACCUGCCAUUACGAUCAUGGUGGGCGAAGGAAUUCUCUACUGCUGCCUUUCAAAACGUCGGAAUGGCAUAGGAGCCGAGGCCAAUAUCAAUGCGGGAGGCUGCAACUUCAACUCUUUCCUUAGGAGAGCCGUCCGAUUUGUUGGUGUCCAUAUCUUUGGCCUUUGUGCCACAGCUCUCAUCACUGACAUCAUACAGCUGUCAACUGGGUAUCAAACGCCAUAUUUCCUGACUGUAUGCAAACCUAACUAUACAUCACUCAACGUAUCCUGCUCAGAAAAUUCUUACAUCGUGGAGGAUAUUUGCUCAGGAACCGAUCCCAUCAUCAUCAACGAUGGAAGAAAGUCAUUCCCUUCGCAACACGCCACCCUGGCAGCAUUUGCAGCUGUGUACGUUUCGAUGUACUUCAAUUCCACGUUAACCGACUCCUCUAAACUUCUGAAACCGCUUCUAGUAUUCGCAUUUAUCAUCUGUGGGAUUAUAUGUGGACUGACUCGCAUCACCCAGUACAAAAACCACCCAGUUGAUGUUUACUGUGGCUUUUUAAUUGGAGGUGGAAUUGCCCUGUAUUUGGGCCUGUAUGCUGUGGGGAACUUCCUGCCGAGCGAAGACAAUGUGUUCAACCAGAACCCGCACAGAGAACCGUUAAGGUCUUUGACUGACCUGAGCCAAGAUCCCAGUCGAAUUUUACCAGGGAAAAACGGAAGCGGCAACGACGUCAUCCCCCCUCACCAUGCCGAAAGUAUGUUAAACAGGAACCACAGGGACACUGGCUCCCUGACCAACCUCAAAAGGGCAAAUGCCGACGUAGAAAUUAUAACGCCGCGAAGUCCAAUGGGGAAGGAGAACAUGGUGACUUUCAGCAACACACUGCCGAGAGCCAACACGCCUGCGAUGGAAGAGUCAGCUCGUCGGAACGCAACCAUCCAUGCAUCUAUGGAUUCUGCCCGCUCCAAACAGCUUCUGUCCCAGUGGAAGAACAAGAAUGAAAGCCGGAAGUUGUCCCUGCAGGUGAUAGAGACGGAUUCUGGGCAGUCGCCACCUCGAGCAAUUGAAAUGAGGUCUAGCUCUGAGCCAUCCAGGGUGGGCGUUAAUGGCGAUCACCAUGGGCCUCCCAGUCAGUACCUGAAAAUUCAGCCCGGCAGCAUGCCAGGCUGCAAUAGCGUUGGCCUUUCUGGUGGGCCAAGAGUUUCUAUUCAGUCCCGGCCUGGUUCUUCACAGCUUGUCCACAUCCCCGAAGAGACGCAGGAGAAUGUGAACACAUCUCCCAAAACGAGCUCCGCCCGAGCUAAGUGGUUGAAAGCCGCCGAGAAGACUGUCGGGUGUAGAAGCAACAGCCAGCCGAGGAUCAUGCAGGUCAUCGCCAUGUCAAAGCAGCAAGGCGUCCUUCAGGGCAGCCCAAAAAGCUCCGACGGCAGCACUGUCACCUGCACAGGCUCCAUCCGAUACAAAACCUUGACGGACCACGAGCCGAGCAGCAUCGUGCGAGUCGAAGCCCACCCUGAAAACAACAGGCCCAUCAUUCAGAUGCCAUCAGAAGGCGAAGGAAGUGGCUCGUGGAAAUGGAAAGCUCCCGAGAAAGGAAGCCUUCGUCAGACGUAUGAGCUCAAUGAUCUCAACAGAGACUCGGAGAGCUGUGAAUCUUUGAAAGACAGUUAUGGAUCCGGGGACAGAAAAAGAAGUAACAUCGACAACAGCGAGCACCACCAUCACGGGAUGACGACGAUCAGGGUCACGCCAGUGGAAGGCAGCGAGAUUGGCUCAGAGACCCUGUCCGUUUCCUCCAGCCGUGAUUCUACGCUUCGAAGGAAAGGUAAUAUCAUUUUGAUUCCUGAAAGAGGAAGCAGCCCGGAGAAUACAAGGAACAUCUUCUACAAGGGAACAUCCCCCACAAGAGCUUACAAAGAAUGAGGCUUGGUGCUUCCGCCCAGCCAUGCCACUGACAAUCGACACCGUUUGGUACUAGCUUUGUGCUCUCUCUAUUUUUGAGCUGAUGCCGAAAUAUUCUUGAUGUGCCAAAAUAUCGACCAUCAGCCUGACCAUUUUUGGAUGUUGCUGAUGUGUAGUGAUUGUGCAUGAAUUUGUGGGUUUCAUGUUGCAGUGGAGGGGGAGGGGGAAGCACAAAUGCGAGAACCUAUCGAACGGGAUGUUUCCUAACAGGUUUUUCUUUUCCCCCAGACUCAAAAUGUUUUUCCAGUGGGAACAAUGUCAACAAAAACAGCAAUCUUAAAUACAGACACCUUAUUUCCUGAAUGUGCCAACUUUUUGAUUUAUAUAUGUCUAAGGACAAUGGGCAAAAGGUGUACUAUCAGUGUUGUACUUCACCUUUGCGGGUUUUGCACCAAAAUUUAAUACAAGUCGGUGCUGAUUCUAACUUUACUUUUACUUUUACUUUUUUAGUAAACUUACAUACCUGUUCAUUGCUACAGACACAUGACGUUUUGAUGUGUAAUUCCUUUCCAAGUGAUAUUGCUGAAAAUAUGAUGCUGGCUGCAUUCAUUUAGAGUAGAAAAAUAUCGACAGCUUUGUUAUAGUGGGUAUUUCACAUUAAAAGAUUGCAAAGGUUUUGUGUAGUUCUUUGAAAUGUUUACUGGAACAAAAAAAAAACAAUGUGAAUGCUACUCCAUGAAAAUGGAAACAUUUUCUCUUCUGGUUAAUUUUUCUGUUUCUUUUCAAAAUUUGUUUAGUUUCAGGUGCUACAAAGAGGUCACUUCUCAGUGAGCUAAUCUGGGACUAGUUGAAAUAGCAUGGGAUUUUUUAAAAACAAACAGGGAUCUCUUAGAGCACUGAUUAACACUUCAUUUUUAACAGUUUCUCGAUUUGUCUCAUUGCUUAUCUUUCCUAAUUUUUAUUCAUUAUUGACUAUCUAGUGCUUCACUCUGAUAAUUGCUACUAUGUUGUAAAGAUGGGGGGACUUAUAAUUCAGGCUUCCGAAUCAAUUAGCUGGAUUGGCCAUAGGUAUCGGGGCCUCCUAGAGAAGAUUUGGGCCUGUUUGUACCCUCCUCCAGAACCUGAGCCACAUUCUCUGCCUUCGGAGAUGACCUGAACUUAAUUAAGAAUGCCAAGCAAUCCUAAUGCACUUACCUUAACCUCCUUUUAGCUAGUAAAACCAUCAAGGGGUUGACCUGAAACAGCAUCAGUGAAAUUACUGGGUGUUUAAGUUGCGAGGUCCUAUCCCAGAUGGGUUUUUGCCAUCAUAAAGACUCAAAGUAAGGCGACAUUAAGCAGGUACAGUAUUUUAUCCUGUAUCCCGGCACCACUGUGGCAGUUUAGCCUUCCUCUGAGUUAUUUAAGAUCCCAUAAGGCAAACCUGAUGAGGGUAGUGUCAGGGAACGAGACAUCUGGCAAUCUCUCUGGGCAUAAUACCAUAGACAAAAGUCCCAGUCCAAUGGAUGGGCUAACCCUGUCAUUUGUGGGAAACUGCUGAUGAAACGCGUAUUUGAGCUCACUCCAAGACGUUGUUCCUUCACUUGUGUGGCUUGGCACAUAAUGCCCAUUAAGCUACUCCUAGAAUGUUCAUUUGGGUUGUCGUUAUUUUGAGAUUUGGAAUGGCCCACAACAGCCAAAUUAAUACACAAGUGCUGUAUUGUACCAUAGAUUAGAUUCAGUGGAUAUUCUCAUUAAACAUACUUUUCAGUUAGGGAUUUGAAAAGCCUUUCCUUGCUGUGAACUCAUCCUGAGGAGAUCAGAUGCUGCCGAGAUUAUUUUCUAAGGAGAAAAUUGACUGGUUUGGAAUUGGGAUGACAAUUGCAGCCUGCUUGGCUGAUGAUCAGGGAUGAUGGCAGUUGUAAACUGAAGUGUUGCCCUAAGUCAUACAGAAUGUAGCUAAUGGAGAUAUCUAGGGAUAGACAAACCACACUAUUUUUUAUCUGAGACAUUUUAUUUUUCACUCCGUCCCUUCCAUGUUUCUACAUUAGUUUGCUAUUUCUUUUAUAAAAAUCUGACACGAAAAAUCACAUUUAAAUGUGACUUUUAAAACCUAUUUCUCUCAAAAUAUGAUUUUUUAAAAGAAAAGAUACAAAAGCAUAUUUUAAAACACAUUUUUAAACAUACAGUAUUUUGAUACUUUCUGUUUUGCCAAGAACUGCGUCAGAAUAUUCAAGAAGUGCAAAAUCUGUAAUGAAACAAAAUUCCAAUCUCCAUAUUAAUCUGGAGACAUGGAUAAAAUCAAUUCAUAUCAGAAACUCGCAAAGAUCAAAUUCUGUGAAUGCCUGUUGCAGUAGUCAGCUAGAAACAUUGAAAGUCACAGGAGCAUCUACCAUUUGGAAAACCUGCAGACCUAUCCAGAAUCCAGUGACCUCAAAAUACUUGGAGUUGUACCCAACUAUGUCCUACUCAGAGUGGAUUGAUUGAAAAUAAUGGCCCUAAAUUAGUUGUGUCCAUUAUUUUCAGUGAGUCUAUUCCAAGCAAAACUAGCACUGGAUACAACCUUUGGAUGCUAAUGAUUUUCCUCCUCCUUACUUUUUUAUUUUGUUUAAAAUAUUUGUAGGCCACCUUUCUGAGUAAAACCCACUCAGUGCUAUAAAAUAGCAGACAAAAAUACAGUGGGUAUAAAGAUACAAAGUUAAUCUGAUUAUGCAAUCACAUACAUGUGUUCUUGGAAGUACAAACCUCACUGGGUUCAGUGGGACUUAUUCCCAGGUAUCUGUGUAUAGGAUUGCAGCUGUUUCCCUUGCCAAGGAGCCCAGUGGUAUUUCCCCCUCACCACAGCUGUGAAGUAAAUUAGACGGAGAUAUCAAUUUGCCCAAGAUCACCCAGUUUCACAGCUGAGCUAUGCAUUCACACCUUGCCCCCAUCGAAAGCUAGUCUCUGGGGUCCUAAAACAGAGGUCAUUCCCAGUUUUCCUACCUGAGAGCCUUUCACACUUGCCCGGACAGUGACAGAACUGAGGUUUCAUACCUGCAAAACGCGCUCACCUGCGCUAUCUUCAGAUAACGGCUCAAAAACCCCAUGUCGGUCCCAUGCAACAGUAUUUAGCAGGCAAUGACUUGUGCGGAAACAAAAGCCCCAUGUGCAGUGACUUCAGAGAGCAGGUUAGGUUUAGCAUUUCUCAUCUGGAUUAGAUUCAAAGGCACCAUUAAUCUUCAUACCAUUUUGCGCCAGUGAGUGCGCCACGCUGAGAACUGGGGUGGAUAUCCAGUUGUAUCUCCACAUCCCAUUUCAACAGACCCUGUGUCGGUUGCCAUCCAUGCAAAUUCCCAAUCCAGCUCAGGAACCAAGCAUGCCGCCCUGAUCGCUGGAUGCAGGCAUCCGGCCAGCAGAUUUUCAUAUCCAGCACUUUCUUGCACCCAAAGAUCCCAACGUUUUGUGUAGGAAAUCUGCUUACAGAUCUACCUAGCUGGGUUGGGGGUGACUGUUUUCCAUAUACAGUAUUUAUAAGCAUUUUUUAAAAACUGUAAAACUACCCAAGCAGAUCUGCUUGGUAUUGACCUUUCCCUCCCACUUUUUUUU
Messenger RNA from Podarcis raffonei (Aeolian wall lizard), 6409 nucleotides. RefSeq names its product phospholipid phosphatase related 4 (gene PLPPR4). Gene Ontology annotation, molecular function: phosphatidate phosphatase activity. The record is from RefSeq and is a predicted model, not a curated record. The transcript is spliced from 7 exons. Bases 242 to 2869 code for a protein of 875 amino acids. Gene Ontology annotation, biological process: phospholipid dephosphorylation; phospholipid metabolic process; axonogenesis. Lineage: Eukaryota; Metazoa; Chordata; Lepidosauria; Squamata; Lacertidae.